Lindgomyces ingoldianus is the source of this 1713-nucleotide messenger RNA. Its product is annotated as FAD/NAD(P)-binding domain-containing protein. The record is from RefSeq and is a predicted model, not a curated record. The transcript has 4 exons. Bases 1 to 1713 code for a protein of 570 amino acids. NCBI's taxonomy places the organism in Eukaryota, Fungi, Ascomycota, Dothideomycetes, Pleosporales, Lindgomycetaceae. Gene Ontology annotation, molecular function: oxidoreductase activity.
AUGGCCGCCACGAACAGGAAGACCAGGCCGGAGAGGAAGAGAGUGCUGGUUGUCGGAGCUGGAGCUGCAGGCAUGUCAUGUGCUCACCACCUUGCUGAGCACCUGGACAAAUUUGACGUUACUCUCAUUGACGCUGUCGACUAUUGUGGCGGACAGGCUUUCUCAAUCCCAAUUGAUAAAGAACGUCAUGGGGCUAGUUGGAUGAAUCAAGGCGUUCAGGGUGGAAGCUAUAUCUUUCAUCACACAAUGACAAUGUUUGCAAGGCAAGGACAUCAUGCAGACCCGGUAAAGCUUCAGGUUUCUUUUGGCAAAGAUGAUAUCUUCUGGUCCAAUGUGUUCCCGACCCAACUCUUGGCCAAACACCAAAAGCAGAUCAGGAGAUUUAAGAGGAUGCUCACUAUCGUCCGAUGGUUCGAGAUUUUCUUCGCACUGAUACCUAUCAAGUACUUGAUGAAAAUCUUCUGGUUCUCCGACGAAUUUUGUAACUCCAUUAUUUUACCCAUGGUUGCUCUUUUUCUAGGUACUGGGAAUUACACCCCUGAAGUGCCCAGCAUUAUCCUCGAAAGGCUCUGCACAAGCCCAACAUAUGGGAUGUGGUACCCCAUGGAUAAUCUUAGUGUUGCAAGCAACUUACCGCCUAUGGUUGUCUUUCCUAAGUUCGGGGCGUUUUAUGAACAUUGGAAGACGAGUUUGGUAUCAAACGGCGUCAAUGUCCGUUUGUCAACGGAGCUAACGAAGGUCGUGAAGAGGGAUAACAGCGGUGUGACUGUUCGACUUAUAAAGCGUACCCCUGCGGCUGAUGGGCACAAUCCUAAUAGCGCAUGGGUGCCUCACAACACCAAAAGUAAUGCAGAUGCUGGUGCCCAAGAGGUGGAAGAGCACUACGAUGAGCUGGUUUUAUGCGUACUCGCAGACACCGCAAAGCGCAUUCUCCAGACAACGUCGAGCUUCUUCGAAAGGCGCGUCCUUGGUUCCGCUAAAUUCGCGGACGAUAUCACGGUAACCCACUGGGACAGCAACUAUAUGAAGAAGAAUUACGAGAACUUCUACAAUUCCGACCAAGCUGUGAACACACUCUCUGGUGUCGACCAAACCAAUCGAACUCAGAUGGCCGAAAAAUUCUUCAAGCCCAUGUACAUGAUCAAGACUUAUCCGCAAGAUCGUACCAAGCUUGAAAUGUGCUUCGAUUGCACAAAUUAUCAAAGCCAGUUUCCACCGGAAGUUCCCUUCGAUAAACAUGUCUUCCAGACUAUCUUCCUGAACAAGCAACGCGAUGGACACCUCUGGAGCAUCGACGAGAUUGAUGAGAAUAAAAUUAUCAGGAAAGAUUGGUGGCACCAACUAUGUCACUCAUGGACUCAUUACGCAUUCGUAGUGCCCGGUAUUUGGCUCCUCCAAGGAAGAAAACAUACUAGAUUCGCGGCAGCUUGGACCCUUGUCAAUGCACAUGAAACCGCAGUCAUUUCUGGUAUCGCCGCAGCUGUGGAUUUGGGAGCUACAUACCCUGAAGACCUUGAGAGGGAUAGGUUUGCUCUAUUGAGUUUUCGACUAUACUACUUGUUGGUGUACGGAAAGUGGUAUAGAAGGAAGGCGGCGAAGGAGGGGGAGGGGAACGAUUGGGCAAGUGGACUUUACGGAAGUGUGUACAAGGGGCCGGGUGUUGUGGAGCAGGAGAGGUUAACAUGGAGAAAAGAGAAUGGAAUCAAGAGUUGA